Molecule: messenger RNA, 762 nt
Organism: Amphimedon queenslandica
Lineage: Eukaryota; Metazoa; Porifera; Demospongiae; Haplosclerida; Niphatidae
Exons: 1
Molecular function (GO): nucleic acid binding; zinc ion binding
Source: RefSeq, a predicted model, not a curated record
AUGUCAAUCUGUGGACAGUUGGAACCGUUUGACCCAGCUUGUCACAAUUUCAAGAGAUACGCUCAGAGAUUUGAGUUUUAUGUACAGGCAAAUGGCAUAGAAGAGGAGAGGAAGAAAUCAGUGUUCCUGACAUUGAUAGGCUACGAAACCUACGAACUGCUUGCAAAUAUAUACGAGCAGCCAGAGACUCAGUCACUAGAUGAGCUGAUUGGGAAACCUACCUCUCAUUUUCACCCCAAAUCAUCUAUAAUUGCAGAACGUUAUCAGUUUGGUUGCAGAAGGCAAGGAGACCUGGAAACUAUUGCUGACUACGUUGCAGAGCUACGCAAACUAGCUACAAGAUGUAACUUCAAGAAAGACGCUCUUGACGAGACGCUUCGGGACAGAUUUGUUUGUGGACUACGACAGGAGUUCAUAAGAAGCAGGCUACUCACAGAGAAGGAUGAUCUAUCGUUUAGUCGUGCUGUGGAACUUGCUACAGGCUUAGAAGGGGCAAAGAAGCAUGCUCACAUGAUGAAAGGUGACCUCGCGAGUACAAAGAAAGAGCAGCAGGAUGGUAUCAACCGCACAGCAGACAAGAGACCUCCUAUGAAGCCGUGUUACAGAUGUGGGAAUGCUCAUUCACCUUCCACCUGUCGCUUCAGUACUGCCAAGUGUCAUAACUGUGGUAAACUUGGUCACAUAGGAAAGGUCUGUAGGAGCAAACCACAGAAGCCAGCUACCUCAAAGCCACCACAGAGAAAAGAUAGGUCCUCCCGCCAU